Messenger RNA from Oncorhynchus tshawytscha (Chinook salmon), 2109 nucleotides. Its product is annotated as zinc finger protein 239-like. The record is from RefSeq and is a predicted model, not a curated record. Gene Ontology annotation, molecular function: DNA-binding transcription factor activity, RNA polymerase II-specific; RNA polymerase II cis-regulatory region sequence-specific DNA binding. Gene Ontology annotation, biological process: regulation of transcription by RNA polymerase II. The transcript is spliced from 2 exons. Bases 255 to 1373 code for a protein of 372 amino acids. Lineage: Eukaryota; Metazoa; Chordata; Actinopteri; Salmoniformes; Salmonidae.
CUAGUGGACGGUUCUUCAGAAACAGCUCGUCAACCACCUCCAUAGCUUGCUAGCCAACAUAGCCGAAAGAUUCAAGAUAUUUAUACGCUUUCGGUGUAUAUUAGCUGAUGUGUUUUAGACACACUUCUGUUGUAUCUACUUGUUAACGUAUUUAAUUUAAUAUUACGUUAUUUUGUAUUAGUCAGCUAUAGCAGUUGGCUGGUUAAGUUAGCACUAGCCUAGUCGCUAAUGAUAGCUAGAUAACAUCCCCGACCAUGAGCUCCCUAAACUUCUCCCCUCCUGUUAAAGAAGAGGAGAUCUGCUGGACGGAGAAAGAAGCUCUGGGGCUGAACAUUGUGGUGAAAGAGGAGAAGGAAGAGGAUGUCACAGUUAAAAAAGAAGUAGAGGGUGAGUCUGUUACAGUGAAAGAAGAAGAGAAAGACGUUUCAGUGAAAGAAGAGGAAGAUGCGUUCAGAGUGAAAGAGGAGGAGGACGGGAAAGAGGAUGUAGUUUUUGGAGUGAAGAUGGAAGGGGAGAUUACUGUCAUAUUGAAAGAUGAAGAGGUGGAGAUAGGAGAUCUGAUUAACACCAGAGAGAGAUGUGACCAUCGUGGAUCCUCUGGGGAGCCUCAACAACCUCAUGAUGCUGACGAGGCAGAGAAGAGUCUCUACAGAUCAGAACUCCUCCAGAAACACCAGCAGAGACCCACCGGGAAGAUAUCUAACUGCUGCUCUGAUUGUGGGUUAUAUUUCUCAAUACCAAAUUCACUAAAAGAACACCUGAGAAUACACAUUGGAGUGAAAUCUCACUGCUGCUCUGACUGUGUGAAGAGAUUCAACUCUUCAUCAGACCUUAAAAUGCAUCAACGAAUUCACACAGGAGAGAAAUCUUACAGCUGUGAUCAAUGUGGGAAGAGUUAUACUACAUCUAGCAAUCUAACUAUACACCAGAGAACACACAAAGGAGAUAAACAAUAUAGCUGUGAUCAAUGUGGGAAGAGUUUUGGUGCAUAUCAAUGUCUGACUAGACACCAGAGAACACACACAGGAGAGAAACCUUAUAGCUGUGAUCAAUGUGGGAAGAGUUUUGGUGCAUAUCAAUGUCUGACUUUACACCAGAGAACACACACAGGAGAGAAACCUUAUAGUUGUACUCAAUGUGGGAAGAGUUUUUCAAGAUCUAGCUGUCUAACAAAACACCAGAGAACACACACAGGAGAGAAACCUCAUAGCUGUAAUCAAUGUGUGAAGAGUUUCUCUACAUCUAGCUAUUUAAAGAUACACCAGAGAACACACACAGGAGAGAAACCUUAUAGCUGUAAUCAAUGUGGGAAGAGAUACUAUGAUAAAUGGUCUCUGAUUAGACAUCAGAAAAUACAUGGAGUUGUUUCAUGAUAUCAAUGAAAUAAUGUCACAAUGUAGAAUGUUGUAACAUUGUAGUAGAGGUAUUUUAAUAAUGUCACAAUGUAGAAGCCUAAACGUUUCCCCCUGUUCUAUUGAUUUCAGCAUGAUCUGGAUAUUAGCCUCAGGGGAAAAUCCAGGCUCUGAAUUGAAAGAGUACUAUUUAUGAGAUUUAACAAAAAGAGCUGUGUUACACUUACCGCGUUGGUGACCCACUUCAAUCAUAAUGCAACACUUCAAAAUGUAGCUAGCUGUUUGUUUUCUUCAAGUUAUCCUCUAACCAGGGAUGUACACAUUAUUCCCAGAUUCUGUGUAGUUUUUGAGCUGUUCGUUUUAACAGGACGUGCAACCUCAUCUCCCUCCUCUCGGCACAAUUGAUUUCAACAUGAUAUCGAUGAGUGAUGACAAAUAAGUGUUGCGUUCCUUUGUUUAGCGACCCCUAACUUUAAAUGCAUCACUGUUGCCCUGCUUUCAGAAUAUCAGGGUUCAUUCUCAGAUGUGCCAACCAAAAUGUACUAGAGCAUGACAUUGGGGACUGGGCCCCGAUCCAACAACAUGACUAUCUAGUGAACCUUGAAAAGAGAGAGAAGCUCCGCAGUGAGGUGGAAAGUUACUAUGGAUAUUUCAUUAGUUUCCUCUUGAAAUCAGACAUGUCUGUGGUAAGGACAACUUGGUUGCUGAUUGUUUCAAGGGUGAGAAGUCAAAAAUAUUUGUGUUUUGCAUUUAACCA